Exophiala xenobiotica is the source of this 1644-nucleotide messenger RNA. RefSeq lists its product as uncharacterized. The record is from RefSeq and is a predicted model, not a curated record. The coding region runs from base 1 to 1644 and encodes 547 amino acids. The transcript has a single exon. Lineage: Eukaryota; Fungi; Ascomycota; Eurotiomycetes; Chaetothyriales; Herpotrichiellaceae.
AUGGCGAGGACAAGUAUUCAAAGUACUACAACCCCGAGUGCGAGGGGUGGUACCGAAGUCCGACAAGAGUCGCCUGCCAAAUCCUACAAGCGCAAAUUGACAGAGGCACGAUGCGAACAGAACCGCCGGUCUCAACGGGUAUGGCGCGAGAAGCAGAAACGACAGCGCGAUGAAGAAGUCAAGGCCAGAGUCCAAGAAGAACUGCAGAAACUUGGGAGUCGAAGCAGACAGGAGCCCUUACUAGUAUUGGACGGUGAAGCUGGAACUGAAGCUGAGACGGAACUACUAGUAUCACCUUGGACCAGUCGCGAUAGGAUUGUCGCUGCCGCUGCCACGGACAUCUCACAACCUCAGCCUCAGCCUCAAGCUCACCGAGAGCAUCAUCCACUGGUGUGUGAAGUUGACCAACCACUGGCAGUAGAAGGGGACAGGCCUGUUACCAGCAGCGCCUCAUCGACAGAGGAUGCUGGUACUAGGACUGGUACAGGCAUACAUCUGCCCGAUCCCGUCCUCCCCUUGACCACGGCCUUGUAUUACUUCCUGCCAGCGGACCCGCACACCGUGGACAUGCGAUGUUUCUGGCCAUGUCCCGAGGGCAUCGAGCAUAAUCUGUAUGAACCUCCACCGAAGCAUCUACCGAAGCCUUCCUCAUCCGAUUACGUUUCUACUAUCACUACUGCCACUCCUCCUCCUCCUGCUCCUCCGAGGGUUCCACUCUCAGGCUCACGUGGUCGAUUGCCAUUACCAGUACCAGCACCACUACCGUCUUCGCCGUCUUCCACACGAGGUCUCCCAUCUCCAUACCUCAAUCACCUCCAACUCGUCGGAGAGUCGUGCUUCGCAGCAACCCUGUCCAUCGCGACGGGUUUAGGCAUCACGCGCGCAUCGUACGUCAACGACCACCCAUCGCCUUUUUCCUUUUCUUCUUCGACACCAACAACAUCAACAUCGUUAUCAACUGUGGCCAACAACACCAUCCACACCUUCCAGACCAUCCCCAUCGACCUCCGACCCUCAGCCAUCCAGAUCAUGCUCCCGCACCCGUGCUAUCUCGACUGCAUCCCGUUCCCGCACUUCCGCAGCAUGGCAGUGUAUCUGUCCAGCCUCGGCCGUCUCGACCACUGCAGUUUCUUCCUCGACAUCAUGCACGACGGUAUGGUAUGCUGGGGUAGCAGCAGCAGCAGCCGUCACGGCGGCGGCGGCGGCGGCGGCGUGCCGUGGAACAGACGCAGCUGGGAAGUGAAACCGUGGUUCUGGCGGAAGUGGGGAUGGAUCGCCAGGACGAGUGUCGAGGAGAUUGACGCUGGCGUACCCGUGCCCGUGCCCGUGCCCGUGCCGCCGGUUCAGCAUCGCGAGACUGAGACCGCGGCCGCGGUCGAGACCGAAGUCGAUGAUGAAGAUGGCAUGCUGAGUGGGAGUCGCUGGUGGUGGUCGCUGCAGGACGACGACGAGGAAUGCAAUGGCUCGGGCUCUGGUGUGUCCGCGUCCGCGUCUGUGCCUGAGCCUGAGUAUCAACAGCAAGAAGAAUUGGGCAGUUAUCUGAGUCGCAUGCGUACUGCCAAUGUUGGGCUUCGACAAACGAACGAGAAGCACCUACUCAGAAUGUGGGAUGGAGUGCGGGAGUACCGCUAUGUCGAGGUGUAA